Schizophyllum commune H4-8 is the source of this 2540-nucleotide messenger RNA. RefSeq names its product Na+/solute symporter. Gene Ontology annotation, molecular function: urea transmembrane transporter activity. The record is from RefSeq and is a predicted model, not a curated record. Lineage: Eukaryota; Fungi; Basidiomycota; Agaricomycetes; Agaricales; Schizophyllaceae. Gene Ontology annotation, cellular component: plasma membrane. Gene Ontology annotation, biological process: urea transmembrane transport. The coding region runs from base 273 to 2321 and encodes 682 amino acids. The transcript has 17 exons.
AUUCGUGGCGGCCACCCCACUGAGCAGUUCUCCGCGAUAAGCAAGCCAAGUUAUCAGCCUCGCGAGCAGCCAGACAGUUCGUAUGUCUAUCUUUGCCGGCGCCUCUUAGCGUGCGAGCGGGGCGUUAGUGCGCACGCCGGCGGCGCCGAGCAACGGAGGCAUCGACCGCGGAGAGGUAGAUAAGAUGGGGAGGAGAGGGAGCAGGCCCGUUCGAGGUUGAUGCUGACCUUUCCCCCCUUCCCUGGCCCGAGAAGCAGCGGUGCCGAUCUAUCAUGUCCUCCGCUGAGACGGUCCUGCCUCAAGGCGCGGGCUAUGGCGUCGUCGUCGGAAUCGGCCUAUUCUUUAGCGCGUUCAUGCUCGCGCUCACCGCGAUGCAAGCGCGGUACACACCUUGGUCGCCGAAGAGCGCAGAGGAGUUUAGCAGCGCGUCCCGGAGCGUGAAGCCGGCGCUCAUCGCGUCAGGCAUCGUGUCGGCGUGGACGUGGGCGGCGACGCUAUUGCAGAGUAGCGCAGUGGCGUUCAAGUAUGGCAUCAGCGGGCCGUGGUGGUAUGCCGCUGGCGCAACGAUCCAAAUUCUCCUCUUUGCCAUGCUCGCCGCCAAACUCAAGCUCAACGCCCCCUACGCACAUACCUGGCUCGAGAUCAUCGGCGCGCGCUGGGGGACCGUCGCUCACCUGGUGUUCCUCUUCUUCGGGCUGGCUACCAACAUCAUCGUCAGCGCGAUGCUGAUUCUCGGCGGGUCGGCGACGGUGACGGACUUGACGGGGAUGAACACGCUCGCGGCGUGCUUCCUCAUCCCUGUGGGUGUCGCCGUGUAUGUGGUGGUCGGUGGUAUGCGUUCGACGCUGCUCUGUGACUACACUCACACGACGGCGCUUUUCAUCAUCAUUCUGUUCUUCGUCUUUACCGUAUACGUGACGAGCCCCAAAAUCGGGAGCCCUGCGCGAAUGCACGAGCUGCUGUCUAUCGCACCGCCUGUCGCUGGAAAUGCUGAAGGAUCCUACCUCACCAUGCGCUCGAAGAACGGCCUCAUCUUCGGGGUGAUCAACAUCAUCGGCAACUUCGCCACCGUCUUCCAAGAUCAGGCAUACUGGCAGCGUGCGAUCGCCAGUCGGCCGGCGAGCGCGGUUCGUGCAUACCUCCUCGGCGGCAUCGCUUGGUUCUCCAUCCCCUUCACGCUUGCGACGACCCUCGGCCUCGCCGCGAGGGCGCUUGGCGGCAGUGAGGACGCGACAUGGCGCGAUCCUGACAUGAAGCCCCUCUCCGCCGCCGACGUCUCUGCGGGCCUGCCGGCUGCAGCCGCAUCAGCCGCUCUGCGCGGGCCUGGGGGUGCCGCGGCAAUGUUGAUCCUGCUCUUCUUGGCCGUGACGAGCGCGACGAGCGCAGAGCUCAUCGCAGUGUCGAGCAUCGGGACGUACGACAUCUACAAGAGGUACAUCAACCCAAAGGCGACGGAUGAGCAACUCCUGCGCGUGGGUCACUUUGUGGUCGGCGCGUACGCUAUUGCCUGCGGGUUCUUUGGCCUCAUCUUCUACUAUAUUGGUGUUUCUAUGGGUUGGUUAUACACCUUCAUGGGUGUCCUCCUUGGCGGUGCCGUCUGCCCGAUCGCAAUUGGCGUCACCUGGAAGAAGGCCAACAAAACUGGGUGCAUCGUGGGCGCUCUAAUUGGUCUGGUCGCUGGACUUGGCACCUGGCUGGGGACGACAGCGCGCUUGUGGGACGGUGUUAUCAAUGUGACGACGAGCGGCGGCGACUAUGAGAUGCUUGCGGGCAACCUUGCCUCCAUCGGUGUCGGAGCCAUCGUCUCUGUAGCCUGGAGCCUCAUUUCCCCCGACGACUUCGACUUCGAGAUAACGCGCGCGAUCAACCGACCGACAGAAUACGACACAGCCGAGAGACCCCAGCCUGAGAGGGCACUCAGCGACGAAAAGACGUCCCCCUCCGACGAAAAAGGCGCACAAGCAACGGUGAAGACAACGGAGCCUUCCGACAAUGACUCCACCGCGGACGACGACCUGAACCCCGAGGGCCUCAAGCGCGCCUUCCGCUUUGCGGCGUGGGCGUCAUUGGCGUUGCUCGUCAUCCUCGUCCUCGCCAUCCCCCUACCACUGUUCUUCGCGCAGACGAUUUUCGGCGUGCGCGGGCUCGCCGCAUGGGUCGGCAUCGGGAUUGCCUGGACGUUCCUCGCUGCCGGAGUCGUCGUAAUUGGCCCGGUAUGGGAGAGCCGGGAGGCAAUGGGCAUGAUCAUGAGGGGCAUGGUCAAGGACAUAUUUACGCGUGGAGGAGGUAAAUUUGCGCAUAAGCAGGCCGCUGCCGCGUGAUGGUUUUCUUCUGCUGGUUUCUACAUAUUUCCCAGUCGUAGCUGCUAUGCAUACUUGGGCUGGGCAGAAUGAAAUCAAAACAACAAUCACCGGCGUGAAAAACAUCUUUACUAUUACAUACAUACUCUGUGUACUAGCCUUUGAUCCUUGUAUCCAAUGUACUUUUUUGGCGUACCGCCCCUUCUCCUGUAUCAAGACAGCCAAAUUCAUCAGGGCCGC